AUCAGGUCCCAGGGACAGUUUGAUCAGAGGACCUUUAGGACAGUGAUGAAGACGCUGCUGCUGCUGAGCCUGUGCCUGGCAGCGAGCCGGGCUCAGGACGACCUGGAGUUUGACGAGUAUGACUUGGACGCCACCAUCUCGCCGGCCGAGAACGGAAGCGGAGUAAACGCUCGUGGUCACCGCCCACUUACGAGGGGCAGGGAUGUGUACACCAGCAACCGAUAUAACCCCCCCCCUAUCAGCGGCGGCGGCAGGUACCGCGGCCGCCCGACGCCGGCGCCCGUGGGACGAGCCCAGCAUCAGGAGAAGGAGCCGCAGCCGGACGCCGGGGGAUGUACCCACGCCGCCGAGGACAUGGGGGUGUUGUGUCCCACUGGCUGCGAGCUGAAGACGACGCUGCUGAAGCAAGAGAGAAACGUCAAGAUGGGCAUCAACGAGCUGAAGCCUCUCGUGGACGAGUUGUCCAGAUCCUCCAACACCAUCUACAACUAUGUCUCCAGCAUGUCCUCGUCCCUGAGGGAGAGACAGAGGGUCGUGAACGACAACAGCCGGGUGGUGGGGGAGUACACGGACCGGGUGGAGGACCAACACGCCUACAUCAAGGAGACGGUGGACACGGUGUUUCCCUCCAACAUCCGAGUCCUGCAGGGCGUCCUCGACAAGGUCCGGCUGAAAAUCCAGAAACUGGAGAAAGCCAUCCAGACCCAGAGGGAGUUGUGUGUAGAGCCCUGCAAGACCAAGUGUCCCAUACCUGUGGUGUCUGGUAAAGAGUGUGAGGACAUCUUCCGUCGUGGAGGACGAGACUCUCAGAUGUACCUGAUCCAGCCCGACGCCUUCUUCCCCCCCUACAAGGUCUUCUGUGACCAGACCACCCAGAGAGGAGGUUGGCUCCUGGUCCAGAGCAGGCUCGACGGCAGCGUCGACUUCGGCCGACGCUGGGACGAGUAUCGCCGCGGAUUCGGAAACACGGCCUUCGAUGUCGGGAAAGGUCACUGCGAGACUCCGGGUGAAUUCUGGCUCGGAAACGACCGCAUCAGUCAGCUGACCAAGACGGGCCCGACGGAGGUCCUCAUCGAGAUGCAGGACUGGACCGGAGACAAGGUCCACGCCCAGUACCGCCAGUUCACCAUCCAAUCAGAGACGUCCAACUACGUGAUGGCAGUUGACGGUUACUCUGGAAACGCCGGCAACUGUUUCCUGGAAGGUUCCCUGCAGCUGUUUGGUGAAAACCGCACAAUGACCAUACACAACGGGAUGAUGUUCAGCACGUACGACAGAGACAACGACAACUGGAUUCCCGGGGAUCCGUCCAAGCAGUGCUCCAGGGAGGACGGAGGCGGGUGGUGGUACAACCGCUGCCACUCGGCCAAUCCCAACGGCCGGUACUACAUCGGUGGAGCCUACACCACAGGAAUGGCCAAGCACGGCACAGACGACGGCAUGGUGUGGAUGAACUGGAAGGGGAGCUGGUAUUCACUGAAGGCCAUCAGCAUGAAGAUCAGGCCGUACUUCGCCUCCAGAUAAACGUGUCGCAGGAAGUCGUCACACGUGACUCGCACAGACGCCAAAGUAAAGAGCCAAUGAGAUCUUGUUUCUACGGUGAUGGACACAUUAGUCCGGAAAGCUUGUACGAAGAAAAUAAAAUGUUACAUUGAGCUAAAAAAAAAACACGGACAAAUGUAGCAAAUGUUAACGAUAUGAAGAGAAUGAUAAAUGUGAUGUGUCAUGUUUGGUGUGAUGUCAUCAGUGAGGACGACUUGUCUGUCCAACGCUACUCAAUAAAAAACUGAGGAACAUA
This is a messenger RNA of Limanda limanda (common dab), 1798 nucleotides long. It is a transcript of the gene fgb, whose product is annotated as fibrinogen beta chain. Lineage: Eukaryota; Metazoa; Chordata; Actinopteri; Pleuronectiformes; Pleuronectidae. Gene Ontology annotation, molecular function: signaling receptor binding. The record is from RefSeq and is a predicted model, not a curated record. Gene Ontology annotation, cellular component: fibrinogen complex. The transcript has 13 exons. Gene Ontology annotation, biological process: blood coagulation; protein polymerization; platelet activation. The coding region runs from base 46 to 1524 and encodes 492 amino acids.